Molecule: messenger RNA, 165 nt
Organism: Drosophila mauritiana
Lineage: Eukaryota; Metazoa; Arthropoda; Insecta; Diptera; Drosophilidae
Exons: 2
Coding region: 1-165 (54 amino acids)
Source: RefSeq, a predicted model, not a curated record
AUGUGGAACGGCAAAUUGCGGUGUCUGGCGGCACGCGUUUCAAGCACUCUGAAAAACUAUUUGCGCACAGGUCCUGGCGGAGGUCCUGGUGCUUUUCAGCUUCAGCUUUUCCCGGAGACCGGGAAGAGUAGACAGACACACAUGCUGGGCACAUACAUAAUUUAG